Messenger RNA from Colletes gigas, 538 nucleotides. Its product is annotated as protein transport protein Sec61 subunit gamma. The coding region runs from base 155 to 361 and encodes 68 amino acids. NCBI's taxonomy places the organism in Eukaryota, Metazoa, Arthropoda, Insecta, Hymenoptera, Colletidae. Gene Ontology annotation, molecular function: transmembrane protein transporter activity. The record is from RefSeq and is a predicted model, not a curated record. Gene Ontology annotation, biological process: post-translational protein targeting to membrane, translocation; protein targeting. The transcript has 4 exons. Gene Ontology annotation, cellular component: Ssh1 translocon complex; membrane.
GUCACAAGCAACGUGAGUAGUUUUUGUAUUUUCGUUAAUCAGUUUUCUUCGUUAAAAUGAAUCAAAACUCAUAUUAACAACGAAACAACCGAAGUCCGUUAUAACCUGAAAGUUAUUUUCUGUUAAUGAGUUUAAAAUUAGUUUCAAAAGCACAAUGGAUCAAGUGAAGAAACUUACAGAACCUGGACGUCAAUUUACGAAAGACAGUAUUCGUCUCGUUAAACGAUGCACAAAGCCUGACCGAAAAGAGUUCCAGAAAAUCGCUAUUGCCACAGCUAUUGGUUUUUGCAUAAUGGGCUUCAUAGGAUUCUUUGUUAAAUUAAUUCAUAUUCCAAUUAACAAUAUUAUUGUGGGUUCCUAGGUUCAUGUUAAAUAGGUCCAAUUAACAUUUAAUAAGGCUAUUUCUCCCUCAUUCUUCUGUGUACCUUUAUUUAUAAAAUAAAAUAAUGUAUUCUGUCCUGAACUGAUUGUGAUUGAAGUAUGCGAAUGUGUGUGUAUAAUAUCAUGAAGAAUUUUAUAAUAAAACGAAUGUAUUAGA